Messenger RNA from Maniola jurtina (meadow brown), 2851 nucleotides. Its product is annotated as thrombospondin type-1 domain-containing protein 4-like. Lineage: Eukaryota; Metazoa; Arthropoda; Insecta; Lepidoptera; Nymphalidae. Gene Ontology annotation, cellular component: extracellular matrix. The record is from RefSeq and is a predicted model, not a curated record. Gene Ontology annotation, molecular function: metalloendopeptidase activity. Gene Ontology annotation, biological process: extracellular matrix organization. The coding region runs from base 441 to 2843 and encodes 800 amino acids. The transcript has 17 exons.
UUUGCUAUACGCCCGUUUUCCAUAGUGCGCGGGGCCCUUUGAACAACAGGGAAUUUCGAACUUUUUUUCUUAAACUUAAGUCCUAACUUUGUCUUCGAAUUUUGUCCGUAUUUUGAAUAUUCAGAUUUCGACUCGCUUAAAAUUUGGAGUUACAAUUUUGUCACACUGUGUUGUAUACCUAUGCGUUAAUUUGAAUGUGAAAAGAUUUUAAAGAUUAAUCAUUAGUAAUGAACGAUUUUCGACGAGGCAAAAUAUGAAGAACAUUCGCGGAGUCAUGUGACGUGGCCAGUGACCACAGAUAAAAAAUGAUUGUGCUGAUUUAUAUUGACAUACUGCAAAUUAAACAUACCUAAUAUUUGUGAGUUCAAAAGACUGUAGAUUUUAAAAUGGACAAAUAUAAGUUAUUUUAUAAAAGUUUAUCAACAUAGUGCUGACGCGAAAUGGCGAGGCGAAAACAUUUUAUUUGGAGGAAGCAACCUUUCUGGUUGGUUGUUGUGAUGCAGCUCGCAAUUUUUACAACUGCAACCAACGUAACCACAGAUUCAUCACAGGUGUCAGAAAAUUAUUCAGCAGCGCUCUACGCGUGGAGUGCGUGGGGUAGCUGGAGUCCCUGUUCCAGGACGUGUGGUGGCGGUGUGUCGGUGCAAGAAAGGCAGUGUUUACCCAGAUCUCGUAACCUGGCAUUAGUUCCCAACACCACUUUAGAGACCCCAACGAUCAGGGUUCGUGUGACCAGAGAGACGUCGCAAGACUGCCUAGGAAUAUCCAAAAGAUAUCACGAGUGUAAUACGGCUCCCUGUGUGACCGGAGAAAAGGACAUGCGGGCAGAGCAGUGCUCGUCCUAUGAUCGAAGACCGUUCCGGGGAAGAUUCUAUACAUGGGUACCUUAUGUAGAUGGCGACUCACCAUGCUUGUUAAACUGUAGACCCCUGGGUCAGCAGUUCUACGCUUCGCUGUCGUUAGUGGCGGAUGGGUCUCCGUGCACCAAGCCGGGUUAUCGAGCCAUCUGCGUGCAAGGGAGCUGUAAGGUGGUGGGCCGCGACGUGCUGGCAGGGGCCGCGGGUCGCGAGCGCGAGGUGCGCUGCGGCAGACGGCUGGUCUCCGGCCUGUUCGCACGCCCGCGCCUGCCCCUCGGCUACUCCUACGUCACAACGGUACCCACGGGCGCCUGUCGGCUCAACGUGUCGGAAAUCGUGUCGAGCGAUAAUUAUAUCGCAUUGAAGAUAUCCAAUGGGUCGUACAUAAUGAAUGGCGAGUUCGCAGUCAGCUCCCCAGGUACAUAUGAAGCUGCUGGUACAAGGUUCAUAUACACGAGAAAUAUUGGACUUGACUCAGUCUUCGCUUUGGGACCAAUACAAUAUCCUAUAGAUAUUAUGGUUCUAUAUACGCAACCAAAUCCAAGCAUAAAAUACGAGUAUUUCACUGAAUCAAUACCAGGUCAAGUUGAUGUGGAAUCUAUUACUUACCCAAAUUUACAAGAACCUACAGUUCUUCCUAAACAUACCAGACGACAUCAUGGAUUCGAUGCAUACCCUAGGUCUGGUAUCAGACAUCAAGACUCAGCAGGUUUGGGAAAGGAAUCUUCAAUUGAAAACAGUUUUGAAGAAAACAUUGUUGGUGAAAGGAAAUUUAUAUGGAAGAUAUUAUCCUACACUCAGUGUUCUAGAAGUUGUGGUGGCGGUAUUCAAGUAGGUAAAUAUCGAUGUGUGGAAGCGAAUUCUAUCGGAGAUCGAGAAGUAUCAUCGGUGCAUUGCUCAGGAUCGCCACCUGCAGGAAAGAGGCGUCGGUGUGGCCAAGGUCCUUGUGCACCGAGGUGGCGGGCAGCUGCCUGGUCUCCAUGUCCUCAGUGCGGCCCUGCUACCAGAACUAGGAUCGUUGGCUGUGUGCAAGAUCAUUCUAGAGGUAUUACAAAGGUCAGCGAUCAGAAAUGUCCAGCGCCGAAACCAUCUACCACAGAAACAUGUAACAUACCAGAUUGUGGUCUUACUCCAGGAAUUAGACAGAUCGAACGCAGUAAACCACGAGUCCAGACUGACACUUUUAGAGAGGGGCCGGUUUAUACUAUAACUGUGAACUCAUCAGAUACUGAGUUAGGACCGGAAUACAGUUUUAACACUGGAGUUGGAGGUUGGCUUCAAACUGAUUGGUCUGAGUGUGUAGGCUGGUGUGUAGGAGGAGGUCUACAGACCAGAGCAGUUCGUUGUGCUGAUCCUUCUGGGUGUCCUCGAAAUUCUCCCGAACAAUUUCGUACUUGCUCUCCUAGAUUGAUAUGUGACCCGCAUGACGGACAUUGGUUUACAGGCGACUGGUCACCAUGCACAUCUUCAUGCGGAGGAAAACAAGUUCGUGGAGUUUUGUGUAUUGGGGGCACAGGAAGACAUCUUCGCGACUCAGCCUGCAAGGAACCAAAACCUGAACAUGAGAGGAACUGCGGUGGUGAAUGCCCUCCCAUUUGGUAUACCAGUGAAUGGGGUCAGUGUACAGGCAAUUGCACCCUUGGAGUCGGUGUCCAGCGAAGGACAGUGGUGUGCGCGCGCGGCGACAACGCAGCUGCGAGUGACAUUGAGUGUCCUUCGCCACGACCGCACGCGCAUCGUCCUUGCGAGCCCAAGUGUGCUGAGGCAACAUUGCCACCACAGCUGGCGAUAGAGUCUCAAAAGGCUGCUACUGAAAUCCCAACAACUCCAAGAAGUAUUAUUACUACGAUUAUUACUACGAUUAGCCUAGAAAAAGACUGUGAAGACAAAUUGCCGAACUGUGCUCUCGCUGUUCAAGCGAGACUUUGCCAUUAUAAAUAUUACAUACAAAACUGUUGUGAUUCAUGCAACGUACUCGUACCAUAAGGGAUCAG